AUGGGUAAUCUAUUCUCAUCGAUGUUCUUUAGAUUAUUUGGUAAUAAAGAUGUUCGUAUUCUUAUAUUGGGUUUGGAUAGUGCAGGCAAAACUACUAUAUUAUAUAAAUUACAAUGCGGUGAAGUCUUAACAACUAUACCUACUAUUGGGUUCAACGUCGAGACUGUAUCAUAUAAAAAUAUUAGAUUCCAAGGUUUGUAUAAUAGAGAAAAGAAAGAAAGAGAUAGAAAUGAUAAAGAUGGAUGGAUGGAAGGAUUUUGGGAUUUAGGAGGACAAAGUGCGAUAAGGCCAUAUUGGCGUUGUUACUAUCCAAAUACAAAUGCAAUUAUAUAUGUAGUGGAUAGUAGUGAUCCAGAUAGAUUGGGAAUAGCCAAUGAAGAGUUGGUGGCAAUGUUAUCAGAGGAGGAACUAAAGACGACUCCUCUUUUGGUAUUUGCAAACAAACAAGAUCUACCCGGUGCAUUGACAGAGGCACAGGUAUCAGAAGGCUUAAAACUAAGUCAACUUAAAAAUAGACAAUGGUCGAUCGUAAAGACAUCUGCCAUUAAAGGUGUUGGUUUAUAUGAAGGAUAUAUAUUAAAUAAUAAUAAUCAAAAUAAUAAUAAUAAUAAUAAUAAUAACUAUAGUAUUCACAAUCACCAUUGGUGGUUUAUGUUUUGUAUCAAAGAGAAUGAUAAUGAUACUAAUCAGUUUAUUCCUAUUCUUUUAUUUUUCUUGGAUUUAUUAGCAACACACAAUGAGAUGGAAUGGGAAGGAGUACCCGCACAACCAACAAUACCAAAUGUUAUUGUUAACAUCAACUAA
This is a messenger RNA of Cavenderia fasciculata, 804 nucleotides long. It is a transcript of the gene arl1, whose product is annotated as ARF-like protein. Lineage: Eukaryota; Evosea; Eumycetozoa; Acytosteliales; Cavenderiaceae. The record is from RefSeq and is a predicted model, not a curated record. Gene Ontology annotation, biological process: vesicle-mediated transport; intracellular protein transport. The transcript is spliced from 6 exons. Gene Ontology annotation, cellular component: Golgi apparatus; cytoplasm. Gene Ontology annotation, molecular function: GTPase activity; GTP binding. Bases 1 to 804 code for a protein of 267 amino acids.